This is a messenger RNA of Notothenia coriiceps (black rockcod), 277 nucleotides long. RefSeq names its product endosome associated trafficking regulator 1 (gene entr1). The annotation marks the transcript as partial. The record is from RefSeq and is a predicted model, not a curated record. Gene Ontology annotation, biological process: regulation of cytokinesis; positive regulation of cilium assembly; positive regulation of protein localization to cilium. The transcript is spliced from 3 exons. Lineage: Eukaryota; Metazoa; Chordata; Actinopteri; Perciformes; Nototheniidae. Gene Ontology annotation, cellular component: midbody; early endosome; ciliary basal body.
GGGGAGGAGCUUACAGCAGCUGCAGGAAGAGAACCAAUAUCUGAGGAGAUCCAUCCGGGAGCUGCAGAGGAGCUCACAGGCCGACCAGCUCAGGGUGGAGCAGCUGACGGAGGAGCUGCUGCAGAGGAGGCGUCGGGAGGAGCAGGAGGCGCAGGAUCUGGAGAGCAUGGUGCACUCUGUGGAGCAGAACCUCACUCAGAUGACGGUAACAGCAAGGCAUCAUGGGAGAUGUAGUUUAGAGACUCUCUCCUCUGGUAUAAAUAUAAUACAUAUAUAA